AUGGCAUUCUGUCUGGUCCUGCGCAUGGCGCUGCUGCUGCUCUCCGGGGUCCUGGCCCCAGCAGUGCUCACAGCCGAGGGUCCGCAGGAGCCCGCGCCCACCCUGUGGAACGAGCCAGCCGAGCUGCCGUCGGGAGAGGGCCCCGUGGAGAGCACCAGCCCCGCCCGGGAGCCCGCGGCCACCGGGCCCCUGGUCCUCACCGCCGCGCCGGGCCCCGAGGACAGCACGGCGCGGGAGCCGCUGGACCCGGGCAGCGGCUCGCUGGGGCCCGGCGCCAUCGCCGCCAUCGUCAUCGCCGCCCUGCUGGCCACCUGCGUGGUGCUGGCGCUCGUCGUCGUCGCGCUGAGAAAGUUUUCCGCCUCCUGA
This is a messenger RNA of Neogale vison (American mink), 366 nucleotides long. RefSeq names its product secondary ossification center associated regulator of chondrocyte maturation (gene SNORC). Gene Ontology annotation, biological process: cartilage development. Lineage: Eukaryota; Metazoa; Chordata; Mammalia; Carnivora; Mustelidae. The record is from RefSeq and is a predicted model, not a curated record. The transcript has 3 exons. Gene Ontology annotation, cellular component: cell periphery. The coding region runs from base 1 to 366 and encodes 121 amino acids.